AUGCAAGAUUAUAGAAAACGAGGCAGAAAACCGCGUGAAGGAGAGAAAAUGGAAAAAAUGGAGUCAGUCUGUUUCAAGUGCCCGUACACGGCGUGCGAUCUUCAGUACCAGUCAAGUCUCGGAUACAAAAGACACUUGAUGUAUUACAAGCACUCGCUUUUUGCGCCGUCAAACAAGAAAAUUAUUUGCGGAUAUCUCGACUGCACAGCCACCGAGAACAUCAGAGAGCACAUCUGCAGAGAGCACCCAGAAGACGCAACAGAGCUGCUGGAGGCACACGAGAUCAUGAUCAAAGUAGGAGAGGAAACAGAGGAAAUAAGCACGGCUGGGCUGAUAGGGGACAUCGUGCACGAUGAAGGGCUUUUGGACAUUUCAAAAGUAAUGGAGGAAAACGGCAUCAUAAAAGAUAUCAUACUGGCAACAUUUCCCAAAGGAGUAACACACAUUGUGGACUUUGAGACGUUCUCCGACACCAACCAAAUGUUCUACUGCAGAAUACCCGGGUGUGGGAGACAGUUUAAAAGCCUUAUGGCGUACAAGUACCACUGCGGGAAGUUCACCCAUUUGUUCAAAUCGAUCAUUGAUGACUACACGUCCACACACGGCCCGCUGGACUACGAAGAGAUAAAAACGAUUUUCAAAAAAAAGUUCAACUUGGAAAACCGGUUCCUUCUUGAGGGCAUAUCGCACCAUCUGAUGCGCAUGCCUGACCAGCACUACAACUUUAUAUUCACAUUCGAUGAUGCGCAGCUGGGACACGAAAAACGAAGACUGAAAAAAAGAUCUUCUGAUUCGAUAUCAGAGUACAGCAUUGGCUCAGAGGACAGAAACGAGUACGAUGACGAGGACGUGAAAAGAAUGAAAGAAGACGACCACGAGGAAAAGUCUCAUUUUAAGAUAGACUCGAUUGUCUUUAACGGAAGACAGCUUCCGCAUUUGCAGAGCUAUGAGCAGGGAAGACUCUCUUUUUUAAAUCUGUACCUGGAAACUACUUUGUUGGCGGUUGUUGGCAACUGCGUCAUUGUUGGAACAAAGGGAGAGCUCGACGAUGAAGAAGAGCAGCCAGAGACAGGAAGACCAAAUAACAUUUUUACAUUCUCAGGAGGAAAUGCUGCGUUUUUUGUCCUAGAUAAGAACAAGAUAAGAAACGAAAUAACUUUGGAGGGGUACGGGUUUCCCAGAAAGCUGAUUGCACUGGAGGACAGAAAACUUUUAGUGCUGUUCAAUGACGGAGUGCUUCGGCAGCUUGUUUUAACAGAAGAUCUCAAACUGCAUUCAGUGGAGGAGAUAAAAACAAAAGCACAGAUCGUUGAUUUCACAGUUUUCAACAAACAGAUAAUAGCGUGCAGCCACAGAGUGCUGACAAAUCUAUCGACCAGAAAGGAAAGACCGUUUGAGUCGCCCAUUGUGUCAGUUAGCACCACAAGUGAAUCUAUUUUGAUAGUAGACUCUAACGGAAGAACCUUCUGCAUCAACGGCGUCUUCGAAGAUAUGUGCCCAAUACCCUCCAAGGUAGGGACCAAUGUGGCCACAGGCUUAGGCGAUAAUCACGAUCUCAUCUUCAUCAGCAACUCGCUCUACGGCCUGGGAAGGAUCUACUCUAUUUCCACAAAUAGCGUGCUCUUAGUCUCUCCCCAUGCCUGCUCAAAUGCCAUGCUUAUAAAGCCCGGGUUUAUCGUUUCCUCUGGGCUCGAUGGAUCUCUUUGUGUCUCUGCGUACAAAGCCGAUCCAAAGGUGUACAUGAAAGUGCUGCGCACAGAAAUCAGAGGAGACGAGCUGUUCAUUGCCACAUCAGAGGAAGAGCACGCUUUGACAGAAAACGCACAGCACCCAGCCAUGCUGCACCACGACUACAGAAUAGCCAUCCAGGGGAUAGUAAAGCAGGACAUGAACUUGGUUGCUGUUUUGACAUGCGGGAUUGUGAUUAUUAUUGACAAAUUUUUCAGAGAGUGA
Messenger RNA from Nematocida minor, 1953 nucleotides. RefSeq lists its product as uncharacterized. Lineage: Eukaryota; Fungi; Microsporidia. The record is from RefSeq and is a predicted model, not a curated record. Bases 1 to 1953 code for a protein of 650 amino acids. The transcript has a single exon.